GGGUGCAGACGGGAGAUGCUGCUGAUACUGGUGACGCUGCUCGGCUGUGUCUUUGCAGCUGACGCUUGUCUGCAGUGUGAUCGCAGGGUUCGAGUCCUGCAUGAAGAAUUAGCCCGGUCUGCCCCGACUUUGAAAGAGCAGGAUGAAAUAACAGAUAUUUACAAGGGGGCGUAUGAGCGCUACAAAGAGACCAGCAAGGAGAGAAAAGGAAUAAUCGAUUUCACUAGUAUGUACAGAGCCGGCACCGAGUACCGCAAUGAAUUCAACCUCUUCCGAAAAAGAAACCCUCACUCAGGAUCAAAUAAAGCCAUUUGGAUCGUGGAGAAGGGCAAGGAUAUCCUAAAGAAACACUUGGACAUCUUCAUCCGUGAUGGAUUGUGCCCCAACAAGUGUGGCCUCCUGAGACGGAGAGUAAUGGAUUGCGAGUCUUGCCACUACAAGACAUACAUCUGUCCGUCUCCCUCUGGCCAGCAGGACUGUGGUGAGCACCGAGUGCAGGCUGAGGAGGGAGGCCAGGCAAUGUUCGACUGUUUCCUCCCAUGGCAUCAACUUCUCACAAGAAAACCAGAGUAUAACUUCACCUGGGCUCCAGGAGAGCCUGGAACGGCAAAGCUGAACGAGACCAACUUCAAAGUGUUGGUAGUGACAGAAGAGUCAUUCUGGAUCUUAAACCAGCUGGAGGUGGAGGAACAAGGGACGUAUCGCUGCACGGUUCAGGAUCGAAGUGGAACCGUCUUCUAUCGAGUCACUUUCCUGCUCACUGUCGUGCCUUCCCCUAUCACGCCUCCAAAACCCCGGCUCCAUCUGCCCACACUGCCUGCCGGUUAUGAAUACGGAUAUGAUCAGCAGGCCGAGGAUAUAAUGGUGGGACUCCUCGUCACGAUUACUGUUCUGGCUCUUGUGGGGAGCGCCGAUUUCACUAGUAUGUACAGAGCCGGCACAGAGUACCUCUAUGAAUUCCGCCUCUUCAUGCAAACUCAUCACUCUGGACCAUUUGAAGCCACUCAAAUCAUGAGGAAGAGCAAGACCAUCUUAAAGAAACACUUGGAGCUCUUCAUCUGUGAUGGAUUGUGCCCCAACAAGUGUGAAACCGAGUGA
Messenger RNA from Limanda limanda (common dab), 1098 nucleotides. Its product is annotated as izumo sperm-egg fusion protein 1-like. Gene Ontology annotation, molecular function: protein binding involved in heterotypic cell-cell adhesion; signaling receptor binding. Gene Ontology annotation, biological process: heterotypic cell-cell adhesion; fusion of sperm to egg plasma membrane involved in single fertilization; sperm-egg recognition. Gene Ontology annotation, cellular component: acrosomal membrane; plasma membrane. The record is from RefSeq and is a predicted model, not a curated record. The transcript has 12 exons. Lineage: Eukaryota; Metazoa; Chordata; Actinopteri; Pleuronectiformes; Pleuronectidae. The coding region runs from base 16 to 1098 and encodes 360 amino acids.